Molecule: messenger RNA, 966 nt
Organism: Centrocercus urophasianus (Greater sage-grouse)
Lineage: Eukaryota; Metazoa; Chordata; Aves; Galliformes; Phasianidae
Gene: PTMA
Product: prothymosin alpha
Exons: 5
Coding region: 61-393 (110 amino acids)
Biological process (GO): positive regulation of transcription by RNA polymerase II; negative regulation of apoptotic process
Cellular component (GO): nucleus
Molecular function (GO): histone binding
Source: RefSeq, a predicted model, not a curated record
AUUGUUCUGCCCGCGCCGCCGCCCGCGCCGCCACAGCCCCGCGCCCCGCACGCCCCCGCCAUGUCCGACACGGCCGUGGACACCAGCGCCGAGAUCUGCGCCAAGGAUCUAAAAGAGAAGAAGGAAGUUGUUGAAGAAACAGAAAAUGGCAGAGAUGCGCCAGCCAACGGCAAUGCUAACGAGGAAAAUGGAGAGCAAGAGGCUGAUAACGAAGUAGAUGAAGAGGAAGAGGAAGGUGGUGAGGAAGAAGACGAGGAGGAAGAGGGUGAUGGGGAGGAAGAGGACGGUGAUGAAGACGACGAAGCUGAGGGAGCCACAGGGAAACGGGCAGCUGAGGAUGACGAGGACGACGACGUCGAUCCCAAGAAGCAGAAAACCGAUGAAGACGACUAGGCAGCAAAUUAUAAUUAUUUUUUUUAAAUAAGGAGGAAAAACAAACCAACAAAAAAGGCCAGCGCGUCCUCUUCACCCCUGGGACCCCCCCCUCCCCUUCCCUUUCUCCCGUCGCAGCCCUCCCCACACGCAGCCCUUCCUCCCCCCUCGCCGUGGUCAUCCUCACCAAGUAGAGUGAACCCCAUCCCGGCCCCCCGGCGCGGCGCUGCCACUCAAUGAGCAUAGAAACGAUUCGCCCGAUCGCGGGGAGAAAAACCCCCCUUCCCACAGACCCCAUUUUCCCCCCCCUCCCCGAGCACCAAAACUUCAAGGCCCUGCUUUCUUUCUUAAAAGUACUUUAAAGGAGAAUUUGUUUGUAUUUUUUAUUUACAUUUUAUAUUUUUGUACAUAUUGUUAGGAGGUCCGCCAUUUUUAAGUGAUCUCGGAUUGACCAAAAGGGGGGCUUUGAAGUGUAUAUCUCUUGUUACCUAUCUCUGACUUUACUUGUGGUGUGACCAGGCCCAAACCAUUAUCUCAAAGGAGAAUAAAAGAAAAAAAAACUUGUAAAAAAAAAAAAAAAAAAAAAAAGAAAAA